AUGCGCCGAAAGGCGUUCGAACACGUGUGCCUCUCGUGCCGACAACUGAACAACUCGUCGAGAGUGUCUGGCCGGCGCUAUGUGCAAAUCAGCGCGACUCCAGCCUCGACCGAGCAACAACAGAGCUUAGAGACGUCCACCAGUACGAGCUCAAGCCCUUCUGCUGGUAUUCUCCCUCUACUAGGAUGUAUAUUUCGAAGAUGUAGCUCACAUGUACUACCAGACGCGCGAUUCGAAGUCCUCGGCAGCCCUUUCUCGCUCCUCUCCGCCUCCAUAUCCGCUUCUCAGAACCUGUAUACGCGCAAAGGCACAUUGGUGGGAUUCAAUGGCAAGGCAGAGAACGCGGUAUCGACGUUGUCUCUGCUGGAACCUUUUCGCCGAGCCCUCCUAGGCAUCCCCUUCGUUUACCAGCGAAUAUCCUCGACUACGCCGUACACUGCUCUCAUAGCCACCAAGUCACCUAUUAAAUCUCUCGUCGUGGUACAUCUAGAUGGGCGGCUAGAUUGGAUGAUUGCGCGCCGCAAUGCUCUCCUGGCAUGGACUGGACAUACCUUGAGCUUGAAGCCAAGAUGGAAUCAAAAGAUGAGCCUGGCACAUUGGGGCAGCACAACAGUCACAGGGCGAGGCUUACUGGCACUUUCGGGCAAAGGCUUGAUACACCAAAUCACACUCAAGACUGGAGACGAAUACGUGGUACACCCUAGCAACGUCAUCGCAUACAGCAUCAUGCAACACGCACCGCAACCUUACCGCUUCAGCUCGAACAACUUGCGGUUGCAAAUACCCAACCCGUUGACGUCGCUGCCGGACACCAGAUUCUGGAGGACAAUGCGGGAAAGCACGGCCUGGAGACUUAUCAGAGAUGCUUCUUUCGCAGUCAGAACCUGGGCGAGAAGAACGAUCUGGGGUGACAGGCUGUUCCUCCACUUCCACGGGCCGGCCACCAUCCUUGUUCAAUCGAGAGCGACGGCAAUCAGCGAAGUAUUGACAAACCAGGACGUCAAUGAGAUCGCCGACAGUCCAGCUGGCGCUGUGCCGACUACACUCCACGCAAAAGCGGCCGCCGAAGAUCGCGCUUCUAUCGCAUCCAGCACACCAACCUCAAAACAACCCGAGACUUCCAUGAGCUACGCCACUGUGGGUGACAGUGGAAACGUCAAGUUCGACAAAUCUUAG
Messenger RNA from Zasmidium cellare ATCC 36951, 1176 nucleotides. RefSeq lists its product as uncharacterized. The record is from RefSeq and is a predicted model, not a curated record. Gene Ontology annotation, cellular component: mitochondrial inner membrane. The transcript has 4 exons. NCBI's taxonomy places the organism in Eukaryota, Fungi, Ascomycota, Dothideomycetes, Mycosphaerellales, Mycosphaerellaceae. The coding region runs from base 1 to 1176 and encodes 391 amino acids. Gene Ontology annotation, biological process: inner mitochondrial membrane organization.